Molecule: messenger RNA, 2777 nt
Organism: Cyphomyrmex costatus
Lineage: Eukaryota; Metazoa; Arthropoda; Insecta; Hymenoptera; Formicidae
Exons: 6
Coding region: 129-2735 (868 amino acids)
Biological process (GO): monocarboxylic acid transport; transmembrane transport
Molecular function (GO): monocarboxylic acid transmembrane transporter activity
Source: RefSeq, a predicted model, not a curated record
CAAGAUUGUCCCAAGGGUCCUUAUGGUAACCGGAGGACAAGGUGGUUAUCUUCCCACUGAGUUCCAAGGGCUGAAGGGCUGGCGACGCCGUUGGAUUCAUUCAGCCAUUACCUAUAUUUAGAGGAAUCAUGAUUAGCAGGAACGAUAUCAUCCUGCAAGGAAUUGAAGCGGAAUGCGAAAACGGAUGCGAGCACGAUAACAAUAAUGAUCAAAAUUGUUCUACGAGCGUUGCGAACGUCAGAAAGGAAGAUGCGUUCGUAAAAAGAAGUCACAGCAAUUACUAUCAGCCGCAUAGAGCCCCGUUAGUUGGUUGGCAAAACGGAAGUCCUACAAUUUAUUCAAAUCUCCUCCAGCAAAGCGUCGAUUUCGACGAGACCAGCUUACCCUCGAAAAGCUGUAAUGUACGUGAAAUCAAUUUGGAUGCGAUCAAUAUGACGGACAGAUCUAUCGACGCGAUCGAAUUGCUUGAGCCGACCGAUACGAUCAUCAAGCCGAUGGAACAGAGCGAUGCUUGGAACAAAAUUCAGAAGACACCCGUCAAUCGUAAGGAUUAUGCCGAUACAAGAAGAAAUCGAAUGCGAGUCAAGGAUUCCAUCGAUUCCUUGAGCAUUUCAGAGCGAGAGGAAUCGUUGAGUUUUAUAGCGAGGGAAGCUAAACGUGAAAAACCGAAAGUGCCUGAUGGCGGUUGGGGCUGGGUGGUCGUUUUGGCCUCCCUGGUCAUCUCCAUGGUGGCCGAUGGUGUCUCCUUCAGCUUCGGCCUGCUUUACAUCGAGUUUCUUCAUGAAUUUGGCGCCUCAAAAUCCAAAACCGCCUGGAUCGGUUCGCUUUUCAUGGCAGUACCUCUUCUGUCCGGACCGAUCAUGUCCGCCCUUGUCGAUCGUUACGGAUGCAGAAAUAUGACCAUCGCUGGCGGUCUGAUAUCAGGGCUGGGCUUCAUCCUGAGUAUCUUUAGCAAUACCAUCGAAGUAAUGUACUUAACGUUCGGCGUGAUCGCGGGCCUUGGUCUUGGUUUGUGCUACGUCACCGCGGUUGUAAGCAUCGCCUUUUGGUUCGACAAGAAACGAACCCUAGCUGUAGGUCUCGGGGCAUGCGGCACCGGAAUCGGUACGUUUGUCUACGCUCCUAUGACGACGUACUUCAUCGAGGAGUACGGCUGGCGAGGCGCUUGUUUGCUCCUAGCUGGUACUUUCUUCAAUAUGAUUGUCGCGGGUACCGUUAUGAGAGAUCCGGAAUGGUGGAUUCUGGAGCAACGCAAACAGGAUCAAGCUCUGCCGAAGAAAUCGUACGGCCGCUCGGACGCAAGUUCAUCGGACGAGUUUCCAGGCGUCGAGGAGCUGAGGAAGCUCUUUAGAAGCGACCACGCGCCUGAAUAUUUUUUACAAAAUCUAAGUACGACCACUAAAGCGGUCGACGGAGUGAAGAGACAGACAACGAGUGUAGUCAAUCUACCAACUUUUGUAAAGCAAAGCGAAAAGGUGCCUUUGGAAGUACUGGAGUUAUUGCUGUCUAAUUCUAGGCUGUACACUGUCAUUCUAGAGAAUUAUCCCAGCCUUUUGUGUAGAAGCUUAUCCGAUAAACAACUGCAAGACUCGACGGGAGAAAUUUGUAAUAAAAGCGGCGUCACUAUGUCAAUGAGGCUUAAACGGGCGACGGAAUCGAAAGCGAUCAUUGAACAAAAAAAAGAUUCAACCUCCAUUCACGCCCCGACGAAACAGGUUUGCGGCAGAAAAAUAUCUAGGAAGGAAAUAGAAGAAAUUAAUCCUGUACUAGCAAAGGAAAUCAUGCAUGCGGUCGCACCGGCUGAAAAAAAGAAAUCUGUGUUGAAACGCUACGUCGAGCCGCAGCCCAGUAAUGUCAUCAGGACAGAUUCCUUGCCUUGGCUCAGACGACAAUUCAGCACCAACACCCAUUAUUUCAAGGAUAUCAGAGUUCACCGAAAUUCCGUUAUGUAUCGCGGUGCUGCUUUAAAUCUGCACAAAUACAGGCUGAGAGCGAGCAGUUGUCCUGACAUCUAUAGAAAUAGUAUGACCACGCUGGCAAAAGAGAACGAACAGAAGUGGUACGCCGAACUAAUAGACUUGUUAAAGGGUAUGUUGGAUUUCUCCAUGUUUUUUGAAUUACAUUUCCUGUUAAUGUCAUUGUCGACAAUGUUGCUAUUCACAUGGUUCAUCAUACCGUAUUUUUACCUGGCGGAGCACAUGACUAGAAACGGUUACGACGAGUCCAAUGCCGCUAAUCUCCUCAGCAUCAUCGGUAUAACCAAUACCAUCGGAAUGAUUGGUCUGGGCUGGGCUGGCGAUCAACCCUGGAUGAAUGUCAGGAAAACGUAUGCCUGGUGCCUGAUAGCCUGUGGAGCAGCCACCAUAUUUAUGUCUGUGUUCACGCAACAUUACGUAUUUCUGUCGAUAAGCUCGGCAGCUUUCGGUCUUUUCUUUGCCAGUAAUUUCAGUUUCACGCCCGUUAUAUUAGUAGAACUGAUUCCUUUGGAAAGAUUCACUACCGCUUACGGUCUUAGCUUAUUGUGUCAAGGAAUCGGAAAUCUUUUGGGACCUCCAUUGGCUGGAUGGUUCUUUGACGUAACCGGUUCUUGGGAACUUUCUUUCCAGAUGGCUGGUGGUUGGAUCAUUGUCUCUGGAAUCUUGGUAGGUAUUAUACCGUAUACGAGAAAUCGUAAGAUUUUCGGUAGUGGACCAAUCGAGAUGGAACGAAUGAAUUGCGAAGACUGUUUGGCAUAGAUAACAAAAAUAUACUUUUACUACGUUUGUAAAUUGCGCACU